This is a messenger RNA of Priapulus caudatus, 4447 nucleotides long. RefSeq lists its product as uncharacterized. The coding region runs from base 180 to 3347 and encodes 1055 amino acids. NCBI's taxonomy places the organism in Eukaryota, Metazoa, Priapulida, Priapulimorpha, Priapulimorphida, Priapulidae. The record is from RefSeq and is a predicted model, not a curated record. The transcript has 20 exons.
CGCCUGACGCGCGUCCUCUCGUACGUCACCUUACAGGCAGCGACCGUUAUCCGGCUCCUGAUCACCGUAGCAGCCUUGUACGUGCAGAGCGAGAGAGGGCGCGAGAAGAGUGAGAGAGAGAAGAAGAAGAAGAAGAAGAAGAAGAAGAAGAAGAAGAAGAAGAAGAAGAACAGAAGGUUAUGAAGCUGCUCGCCACUCUAGCUCUGCUAGUCUGCCUCCUCUGCAGUCCGCUGAGAGGCGAUGAUGAGGCGGACGCAGAGAAUGUCGACAGUCUACAAGAUGUCGCCGCAGCGAUAGAGAUCCUCCCGGAGUUGGAGGGCGCUCUGGAAGAGAAACUGCCCGAGUUACUGGAAGAUGAUUCCAUCCCCGAUUUACCGAAGGAUCUGCCCACCAUCGAGCUUACCGAUCCGCUACCCGACGUUCCUGCACCUCGCCUAGCCGACGUCCCGGAUGGGGGACAGGAGGCGCCACCUGUGGAUGCCGAUGGUCUCAUGCCGGAGCCCCGCCAGAUGGCGACAACGGUCAGCUUUCUGCAUCGCGGCUCGCACGCGCAGUACGCGCCCGACUGGGCGACCGUCAGCCACCGGCUGUACUACUUCCGUUUCCGGUCGCUGCUGCCGACGGCGCUGCUGAUGUACGAGCGGUUCGCGGCGCCCCCUGGCGACGUGCCCGACUACUCGCUGACGUUGAUGCUCCGCCAGGGGCAGCUGCACGUGAUGUACAAGUACGACAAGGAACAGAGCGAGAUCGUCUGCGGAAAAGGUCAAGUGCUGUCCAAGUAUCGCGGCUGCAUGAAGAAGGUGUACUACAACGCCGCGUCUGUGCUGGGGCUGCUGGCGGACCGCUCCCCGCGCGUCAUGCUGUACGGCACGGGUGACCCCGUGAUGAAGUGUGAAGCCAUCUCCCCGCCACCGAUGACCUUCCUCAACAAGACCGCGAUGGCCGUAGUUAAGGUUCUCGCAAUAUCGGAAGUCAACGUCGACCUGAAGUUUAAGACCUUCGAGAAAUCGGCUCUCAUAGUCUACUCUACCGUAAACUUCGGUGUGGAUGGCUCCGGCGAUGUCACGCUCGGAAAAUACGAGCUUGCUUUCAAAUCUGGAUCGUUGAUCUUCACGUUACAACGGGAUGUCAACGACAUGGCGACAGCGAGAAGCAUGCAGGUGAUGCAGCCAUUCAACGACGGAAGCUGGCAUCACGUGGUUAUCGGCUACAAGCAAAUGGUUGGAACGAUGCGUGUGGACGGAACACACGACGCGAAGCUCACCGGAGACACAGAUGACAUUCAACCUAGUCAGAUCGUCAUCCUCGGAGCUAUACAGUCUGGAUCAGAAGAGCCGUGGCUCAUGGGCUCUCGGCGGCGCGGGGGCGAUGGGCUGGUUGGCAGCGGCUCGGGUUACAGCUGCAACUGCGAUAAGAACGAUGACGUGAUGACAGCGGAUGAAGGCAAUCAGACGGACCCCGCCAACCUGCCGCUAGUUGAAGCCACCUUUGUGCAACACAGAGAUGCUGCGGCAGACGCCAGCGCCGAUCUGUCGCUAGGACCGCUGCUCUGCGAAGGAUUGAGGAACGUGGACGAUAACGACGUUGUCACGGUAACGACGAGUGACGCGACGCUGGUGGCGCCCACGUGGACCGGCCCCCAGCUGAGCUUCUAUUUCCGCACUGCGAAUAGCAGCGGUGUGAUCAUGUACCAGGCGCCGCUCCCGCCCGCCGGGGACAGUCUAACCUCAGAGUCGCACUACCUCACAGUCGUACUCAUCAACGGCAACCGGCUGAUGUUCCAAUACAGAGGAGUGCUCAGACCAUUUGAGUUCAUCGCUGCCUCGUCCACGCCGCUGAACAACGGCGCGUGGCAGUACCUGUCCAUAGAACAUCACAGGCGAGAGAUACAGGUACGCACUCACGCGUCUGCUAAUCGACAAAGAAUUUUAGGAAGACGGGAAAAAUCCGAGAUCAGAGUUCAGGGUACAUUCGACGAUGGGAAGCGCCACCUGUUGGUGUAUACGAGAAGGCAGAGUGACGCCGUGCUUACGGUGGAUGCCAUGACGACGAGGAAGGCCGUGUACGGAGAGAUUGUGCUGAACGCUGUGAGUCAGCUGUGGAUGGGAGGUUCGGACAGAGCAGACGAUAUACACGCUGGCUACGACAACUACAUCGGCUGCAUGUCCAACAUAAUAUUCGACCUGCUGGAAGGAGAAGAUACAGUAAUUCGUCCGAUAGAUGUUGCUUUCAACUACCUCCAAGACGAAAACGUUGAGAUCCGACCCAGCGGUGGCUUCUAUGAACGCGCAUGCGCAGACUUCGAGGGUGGACUCAUCAUUCCCACGUUCCCACCAUAUACCACGCCCUCGGGGGCGACAUUCCCGGCAGGGUUCAUUAGAGGACAACCGGUGACGGCUGAAUACGCGAUCGCUGAGCCGACUCGAGAGACUGCCAGUACUGCCGGAAGUACAACGGCCAUCAUCAUCAUCGUCAUCGUCCUCGUCAUCAUCGUCGGCAUCAUCGCCAUCUACGCGUACAUGAGCAACAAGCAGAAGAAGAAGAAGAAGAGCUAUGAGGAUGCGGAGGCUGCGGCAGCAGAGCGCAAGGCCCUGCAGCCGAUGGGAGCAUCAGCGGAAGCAGAGGAGUUACCGAUGAAGAAAGCGGAUCAGAACAGCAACGUGAACUACGUACCGCUAGCUGAUAAUGGGGGAUCGAUGCAGACUCGACCCAGCCAGAACUCCAUACCGGAGCCGACGAAGCUACACCACACACAGGAGAUGGAGGAGCUUCGAACACCCAGCAUGACCAAACUUCAAGCAAAAAGCGAUGACCCUGGCAACAGCUACGUCAACGACAGUUCGUCUACGUCAUCAACGACGUCAUCGACGACAUCGGAUGACACGAUGACGGAGAGAGACGAGACGCAUCCCAUGGUGCACCGCGAGGACGACCCGCCAGAGGACCUGGAGUGGGAUCCGAGCGCAGACAGCACAGAACUGCUGAACAGAGCCGGCCUGCCGGGGAGAACAGUGCGCUAUGGUAACCCAGGGGAGGAAUUUGACGAAAAUCAGUUCGAUGAUUUUACGGACGAGCCGAUGGUGACGGGUGACGACGAUGACGAUGAGGGCGUCUACGUCCUUCCUCCACCCAGCAAGCCUCUGACACCAAUAGAGGAGUUUCCAGAGAACAUGAGGGCGCCACUGGCGGACCUCACAGACGAAUUCGACGCGCCGAUAGCUGGCAGUAACCGCAACAGCAUGAUUGACCCCGAGGUCGUGCAGAGGUCACUAGACGACCUUGACUCUCCCCGGUCUUCGAUCACGGAGUACGUGAGCUGCACGGAGCUAAACGAAGCGUCCGUAUGAUGAUGUCACGCAGGAUGACGUCACCCAGCGGCGGCGGAUCAUGUGACAGUCUAGUCGUGAGCCGCCGUUCUUCUCUAGCUCGCAUAACUUCAUCACAUAUCAUCGAUAUUACCUCUCUUUACUUCUCUGUCGUGAUAAUGGGGAGGCACGGGGAAGAGAUGUGCAGGAUACAUCGCAUCUUUUCUUCUUGGCGAAUGCUGGGGAAUGAGGGAAGGCUUUCGUGUGUCAGACUUACGCACGUACCUACGGGGUUGAGUGGCGCUGAACAGUUUCUUGAUAGAUGCGUUUAGUAGAUUUCAAGUUUUAGAUUAACGUUAGCAUCGGUGAUGCACAAGAUUUUUGAAUAAUUAGAUAGUUUAUAUUUUGUUUUGUUACUUUCUUGCUCCUCUGCCCCGAUGUGUUGAAGCAAAGUAAUGUAAUUAGUAAUGGGAAUUUACCUGCGUAUUAUAAGUUGGUAAUGUGUUUUCGUAUUGUAAAGUUGUCAAGAUAUUUGUUGAUAAUUUCGCGUUACAAAUUGCGCGAUAAGUAGACCUAAACGAUAUGUGACCGUGUGAACAAUUCACUUAUUUAAGUUUCUAACUUUAGUAAUUAGAUGUUAUAUAUAUGUAUAUAUAUAUAUGUAUAUAUAUAUAUAUAUAUAUAUAUAUAUAUAUGGUUGAUAUAAAGAUGCUCAUUUUAAUGUACUUCAGUCAUAUCUGUCAGUAAUUUGUAUCCUAUUAUGAUUCUACUACUCACUAAAAAGCAAUAUUUGUCCGUAGCUACGUCUUUCAAUUAUGUCGUCGUUAAGAAAUAUGCGACUAAUAUUAAUAGUUUGUGAUAUAAAGGAGAUACAGGUACAUAUAUGAUAGAGGUUUUAAUUUGGGAUAUUCAGAUAUUUUAUAGCUUUUUGUUGGAUGAUCACUAACGGUUGAAUACGGGAGUAACGUAUAUGUAUAUUAAUACCUAGAGUCCCGUUAUAGAGUUGUCUGGUCUCUAAUCUCUUAUAGACGAAGUGAUCUACCGAUUCUCCUAGAUAUUACCCCAAAAUCCAAGUCGGUUGUGAAAUGAAACUUUUAAACUAUCUGAUCUCUUGAUCAUGAUAAUAAACUUCGCAACUUCAA